Messenger RNA from Oppiella nova, 519 nucleotides. NCBI's taxonomy places the organism in Eukaryota, Metazoa, Arthropoda, Arachnida, Sarcoptiformes, Oppiidae. The record is from the annotation of a GenBank genome assembly.
AUGGACACCAAAGAGCACUUUGAUUUCCAUAUGAGCGGUCAUUACGACGCAAAGUAUGUGUGUCCGUUCUGUGCAUAUACGGGACCAACCAUUCAGACAAUCAAACGGCACAUAAACACUGAGAGGGAAAACGCGGCCAAAUAUGUGGCAGAGAAUAGACCACUGAAUGAGGACUUGAAGGCACAUAAGGACCAGAAGAUCUACAAGUGUUUCGGUUGCAAAGUAUGCAACAAAAUACACGACAAACUUGAGAAACGGUGCGAACAUAUAGACGAGGCCUCUGACAAUGAGUGCGAUUUCAUGCACGACAUCGACUACCAGUUCAAAGAUCACCUCAAAAGGCACUUCAAUGAGCUGUUCAAAGGUAUCAAAGACAAGGACCAGAGGAGGGAUAAAAUUCGACCCAUUGUUGACAAGUUUGCCGAAGAGAUGUAUUUCGAGAACAACGCAAAGAAGAGGGUUUUGAUCGAUAAGUUCCAGUCGAAAGACAAAGACGACAAACCAAAGGAUAAACCCAUU